Molecule: messenger RNA, 2010 nt
Organism: Gaeumannomyces tritici R3-111a-1
Lineage: Eukaryota; Fungi; Ascomycota; Sordariomycetes; Magnaporthales; Magnaporthaceae
Product: alkaline phosphatase
Exons: 2
Coding region: 1-2010 (669 amino acids)
Biological process (GO): dephosphorylation
Molecular function (GO): alkaline phosphatase activity
Source: RefSeq, a predicted model, not a curated record
AUGCGGUCCCCCACAAGCAUUACCGCGGUGGCGGCGGCGGCGUUGCUGCUGCUGCCCUCGGCUUCUGGCCAGACCUUCCAGCGCCUCGGCACAUGCCCUGACCUGGGCUGCAUUCUGCCUCCCGACCAGAGUGACUUCCUGCCGGGCCAGCAGUUUGACAUCCGCUUCGAGGUACAUGCACCCGUCAACGGCUCCGAGGCCUUCAACGGCGGCGUGCCCGACGAGGCCUUCACCGUCGAGAUAGAGAAGCAGGGCGGAGGCGGCAGCAAGAGCAUCGCGCAGUACUUCAACCGCACUUCGGAGCCCGCGCUGGAGAAGUGGACGUUCAAAUGGUUUGAGGAUCUUUUUGCCCAGGAAGCCAAGACCCCGUCCGUCGUCAACGUCGCCUCCAAGGCUUACCGGCGCGUGGCCAUCUACGAGCCCGGCGUCUACAAUGUGACGCUCAAGUACUACAGCGGCAGGGUCACCACCGCCACCUGGACGGUGCGCCCGCUGGCUGUCGAGAAGAGGGCCAAGAACGUCAUCUUCUUCAUCGGCGACGGCAUGACCACCAACAUGAUCACGGCCGCCCGCCUGCUCGGCCACAAGAGCAUCAAUGGCAAAUACCAGAGCCUGCUGCAGCUCGACAAGUUCCCCGUGCUCGGCCACCAGAUGACCCACUCCAUCGACACGUACAUCACCGACUCUGCCAACUCGGCGAGCGCCCUCUACAGCGGCCACAAGUCCACUGUCAACGCCAUGGGCGUCUACGCCGACAGCUCGCCCGACGUCUUUGACGACCCCAAGGUCGAGACCAUCGUCGAGCUCUUGAAACGCAUCUGGGGCUCCGCCUGGGGCGCCGUGUCGACCGCCUUCGUUGCCGAUGCCACCCCGAUCGCCUUGACUGCCCACACUCGGUCUCGCGGCGCGUACGGCCCCCUCAUUGACCAGGCACUCAACGGCGUGACCAACUACUCGUGGCCGAACCACGGUGGCCCCGACGUCUACCUCGGCGGCGGUGCCGAGCAAUUCCUCCCCGGCUCCGGCUCGUACCAAGGCAAGGACUACUACGCCGAGUUCGCCAACAAGGGCUACACAAUCACCCACAACAAGACGUCGCUGGCCGAGACACCCAAGGACGCCAAGACCCUGGGUAUCUUCUGCCGCUCCAACCUGCCCGUCUGGCUGGACCGCAACAUCUUCACCGAGAACAUCGCCAACCUCAAGAACGACCCCCGUGGGGCUAGUACCGCCGCUACGGACCUGCCCGGUCUCAAGGAGAUGACGCUCAAGGCCAUUGAUGUGCUGCACACCCGUGGUGGUGACAAGGGCUUCUUCCUGAUGAGCGAGGCCGCAUCUAUCGACAAGCAGAUGCACGCGCUUGACUACGACCGCGCUCUGGGUGACCUGCUCGAGCUUGACGACACUGUCCGGGCUACCGUCAAAAAGCUGGAGGAGCUCGACAUCCUGAAGGACACUCUGAUUGUCGUUUCUGCCGAUCACGGACACGGCUUCGAUGUUUUCGGCAGCGCAGACACCAAGUACAUGGAGUCCAAGAAGACGGACCGUGAGAAGCGCUCGGCGGUCGGCGUCUACGAGAAGUCGGGCAAGUCGCUGUACCAGGUCGAGGCGCCCGGCGUGAGCUACAACACGGGGCCCAACUUCCCGCUCAACUGGUCGCCGCGCUACGUCAUCGCCUCGGGCUUCGGCGCCGCGCCCGACCACCGCGAGAGCUACAAGGUGAGCCCGUCGCCGCGCGUGCCGGCCGUCAACGCCUCCGGUCUGCCGACCAACGACCUGUACGCCAACCCGCGCGACAGCCCCACCGGCUUCGUCGUCAACGGCACCCUGCCCACCAGCGAGGCCCAGGGCGUCCACUCCCUGACCGACGUGCCCGUCUACGCCAUGGGCCCCUGCCAGGAGAUCUUUGGCGGCACCUACGGCAACAUCGACGUCUUUUACAAGAUUGCCGAGUGCCUGGGUCUGGGUCAGCCCACCAACAAGACCCGCUGCGCCACCUCCAAGCACUAA